AUGAGUGAUAUUGAGCGGAGGGGCACAGAAGACGUCGCUAAAAUGUGGUGGUGCCGUCAGCUCGCAGAGAGAACUGUUCGCAAUGUAGAAGAAGAAGCCAGGCCUCUAAUGAUAUGCAGAAUGUGUGGGCGGGCGGCGUUCGAUGAACGGCGAGGACGACGCAGCAGCAUCCAUCGACGGCUUCUUCCUGCUCGGACAUCGGCCUCCCGGGAGCUCGUCCCCGAUGCAUCUGCAUCAAGCAGAAAACGCCCGAGCGAUCGGCGAGAGAUUGCUCUCCCAGCUGCUGCUUCUUCCUCGAAACCCUCACUCAGUGAUGAUGAUGAUGAUGACGACAGCUACAGUGAUAGUGGGCAGGUGACAGUACCUGUAGUUGUGAUUAUUGCUGAUCGUAAUAGGGAUAUUGAUGGUGGCACGUCAAGUACACGGCGGAGUGUCGAAUCUAUCCUGGGGCUCGAAGAUCGAUGA
This is a messenger RNA of Gongylonema pulchrum, 465 nucleotides long. Lineage: Eukaryota; Metazoa; Nematoda; Chromadorea; Rhabditida; Gongylonematidae. The record is from the annotation of a GenBank genome assembly.